UCCGCAGACAAGGAGCCGGAGCAGGAGAGGCGCCGUGACGAGGAGCGGGAGAGGCAAUUCCGUGAGGAGCAGCAGCUCCGCAGACAGGAGCCGGAGCAGGAGCAGAGGCGCCGUGAGGAGCGGGAGAGGCAAUUCCGUGAGGAGGAACAGCUCCGCAGACAGGAGCUGGAGCAGGAGCUAGAACAGGAGCAGAGGCGCCGUGAGGAGCAGGAAAGGCAAUUCCGUGAGGAGGAGCAGCAGCUCCGCAGACAGGAGCUGGAGCAGGAGCAGAGGCGCCGUCAGGAGCGGGAGAGGCAAUUCCGUGAGGAGCAGCAGCUCCGCAGACAGAAGCCGGAGCAGGAGCAGAGGCGCCAGGAGAGGGAGAGGAAAUUCCGCGAUGAGCAGCUGCGCAGACAAGAGUUAGAAGGGCAGCGGUACCGUCAAGAGUUCGACUCGCAAACGCGCGGCCAGUUCCGAGACAGGCAGUCCAGGGAGGAAGACAAGAGUCGUAGGCAGGCCCAGGAAUUUAGCUCACGUCAAAUUUCUAAACCAAUUGUCCGUUCCAGCCCACUGUAUGAAUAUAUUCAAGAGCAAAGAUCCCAAUAUCGUCCAUAGGAGAAGCUGUCAAAGUCCUGUCACUUACCAAAGUUUAGACAACAGGAAAUGGAAAACACCGCGUACCAAGUGAUUGAUCAAGCGCAAGUUCUUUUUGGUUAUGGGAAAACUCUUUUCUGUCAAAAUAAUGGGAGGAGGUUUCUCCCCCCAAAAAAGCACCCUUUAAGCUAUCUUUAUUUCCUUCUUCAGUCCUUCUUGUAGCUCUUUACUACAAUUCCGUGAGGAAUUCAUUGAUACAGAUGUGGUGCUCAUAAAGAAACAAUACUUUGGUUUAAUGAACGGGGGGGGGGGGGCACUCGCCUGUUCAUCGGUUGUCAGAGAUAACACAAGAAUCAAGAUCUGCGGUUCCUCCCUGGAUAACGCCAUUGGGUUUGAAGAGAUGUCAAUUUCCAAAGCUAGUGCAAGUGAUAUUUCUCCGCAACAAAUAAAAUUCGGCUUUACCUCAACCCAGAUUCCAUCUUGGGUAACAGUCACGCCCAAUGUAGCCCUAAGGCUUCAUUGCAAUUUUGUAACUAUAUAGCCUCAAGGAGGCUGUGUUAGACAGUCCACUUGUGAAGGCAGCCCAUAAUUGGAAUAAAUGUUUAAAAUUUGAGGUUAACCUGAACUCUGGUAAUUUAAGAACUGAGAAGACUUGGAUUUAGGGCUGUUCCUCUAAUAAUAAGAAUAAGAAUAAUAGCCAGGAGACUACAAGCAAGCUCAUGAAGCAAAAUCAAAGUGUUUCUUUAAAAGCUCCACAACUCAAAAAAAAAAUUUUUAAUUAAAAGUAGAUGUCUAGUAUAGUCUAUAGUACUUGGUUCUUUCCCCUAGUCCUUGAUGGGGUUGUAGAUCUUUGCACCUCUGUGAAUUUCAGCUGGAUAUGAAACCAACUCAGAGAAUUCUGAAGAUCUGCCUUAGUGAUUGGUACCUGUAAUCUGCAAGAGUUAUUUAGAGUGAGUGUGUUGGGAAAAGCAAAUGUGUAGUGGAAAAUGUGUGGAUGACUGUGCAGGUACCCUUAGGCCCUAGGACAAGACCCAUCAACCCAUAACCCUUUGAGGCUAAUUGAUACUAUCUUGGGGACAUUCUUGUUGAAAUAAUUGGACUAUGGAAAUCAA
This is a messenger RNA of Phascolarctos cinereus (koala), 1685 nucleotides long. The record is from RefSeq and is a predicted model, not a curated record. NCBI's taxonomy places the organism in Eukaryota, Metazoa, Chordata, Mammalia, Diprotodontia, Phascolarctidae.